Siniperca chuatsi (mandarin fish) is the source of this 6791-nucleotide messenger RNA. RefSeq names its product golgin A3 (gene golga3). NCBI's taxonomy places the organism in Eukaryota, Metazoa, Chordata, Actinopteri, Centrarchiformes, Sinipercidae. The coding region runs from base 462 to 5078 and encodes 1538 amino acids. The transcript is spliced from 24 exons. The record is from RefSeq and is a predicted model, not a curated record.
UGAUUUAUUUAAAUAUUGGAGAAAUAACUCGUCUAAACUGGCGCUGCCGAUUCUAGCUAGCGAGUUAGCUAAUUUAACUUGACAGGUCCCUUCGUAAACACAGCUAGCUAGCUGUCUCGCUAGCAUCGCAAGCUAGUUUUAUCCACUUAAACUACCUAUAUCUACCUUUAGGUCUAUCCUCCUUGUCAUAAGCCGGUGGAGUUUCACUAACCCCAGUCAUCAUAUGAGGGCAAUAUAACCGCCUUUAUAUUUACGUUCAUCAAUAACUGUCUGGUUCGUAUGUCUUCUGAACUGGUGACUCCGACGAGACAGUGUGACACCGUGCUAAACAGAGGUUCGCAAAUGCUGUCUGUGUUCAGAAGUGUUCCUGGACACCAGCUGGCCUGCCUCCUAAGAAGAUGAUUUUGUGAGAAGUUCUUUCCAAAGGGGAACCAGCAGUAUAGUGACUUUUAAGUUUCUUAAUGGAAAUGGAUACUUACCAGUCAGAUGCAGCUCAGAUGGAGGCCAAUGCUUAUCAAGAAGCCCAUGUUAUAAAAUCCAAAGAGGCUGUAGUCCAUACUGUGGAAGGAGAAACACAAUUGAAACAACAAGGGCUGGAGAACACACAAAACACAAAAGGGGGUAUUCAUAAUGGUCCUGUCAGUUCAGAUGUGAUGCCAAAUGGAGAUGGACUGGCAGAGGGCUUCGGUGCUGCAGGGGACACCCAUAUAAAUGGGUCCCUGCCUCCGACAGCCCCUCCCCAGAGCACCAGUUCCCCUGUCAACUCCCAGACCCAAGAGCCCUCCCCAGGUGUGGCUGCUUAUCCACCCAUGAUGCUAGAGAAGUCUGAGGGGGCUAGUGCUGUGGUCACGGUUCACAAGGGUGACUCAUUACAGUCACUCAGACUCAGUAUGCCUAUGCAGGAGACUGAAUUGUGUAAGCAUAAACCCAACCAGAAGCCAUCAUUUGAGAUGGAGAAUGAGGAGAAGAUUCGCCUGGAGGCUCGCCGGCGUCUGGAGGAGCAACUCAAGCAGUACAGAGUACAGAGACAUAAGGUGAGGUCUCACCGCACCACACCCAAGAACAGGCCAUUCAGCACCCUGGAUCCAGAGCUCAUGCUGCAUCCUGAGGCUCUGCCCAGGGCCAACACUCUUGCCAUGACCAAGGAGUAUUCCUUCCUGAGGACCAGUGUCCCCCGUGGUCCCAAACUAGGUAGCUUGGGAAUUCCCCCUUCCAAGGAGAGAAAGUCCAGAUCACCCCGCCCAAACAAAAUCCACUCCUUGGCUGACUACAAGUCUCCUGAGAAUGAUGGUGGGGGAGGAGGUGGGAUAAGAGCAGCAGACAACACCAUGAGCUCCCUGCAGUCCACCAUUAGCUCAGUGUCCACUUUGUCUGAAGUCAGUGUGAUGUCGGAGGGCAGCACCUGUGAGUCAGAGGCACUGCCUAGUGCUUCGCUACAAGUCGGGGACAAUGUCUCAGAAAUUGAUGGCAGUGAAUCAGGAACAAGGCCAGGGAACGACGGCAACGACAGCGACAGCUCGUCUUACAGCAGUGUGUCUACCAGGGGGACAUACGGUAUGCUCUCCGCAGCAGUGGAGAGGCAGGAGGGGCCCUACACAGUGGAGGGGAGGGAGAUUGCCCCAGAGGCCAUGGGUCAGUUCCCCUCCCUGCAGGAGGUGCUGCAGGCAGCCAGUGAAGAGCAGCACCUGCUGGAGUUGGAGCAGGAGAGAGAAGGGACAGCGGAGCCUCGCAGCCGCAGGGACAGUUUCUCCAGCAGUGUUUCUUUGGAGAGUUCAGUGAUGGGCCAAGAUGAAAUGUUGCAGGUGUUGAAAGAGAAAAUGAGACUUGAGGGUCAACUGGAAUCUUUGUCAUCUGAGGCCAAUCAGGCUCUCAAGGAGAAGACAGAGCUUCAGGCCCAGCUCGCUACGGUGAACGCUCAGCUGCAGGCCAAGAAGGAAGAGGCUCAGUUCAGCCAGGAGAAGCAGAGCGCCCUCAACACGGAGGUUGGCACACUGCGUCAGAACUGCAGCCAGCUAGAGAAGGCCAUGGUGGAGCUCCAGGGCAGUCUGGAGAGCAAGAAUGCUGGUCUGGCUUCUCUAAGCAAUGACUUGAAGGUGGCUGAAGACCAAUACAACAGGCUCAUGGGGAAGGUGGAGGAGAUGCAAAACACUGUAGCCUUGAGAGACAAUACAGUUCAGGAGUUGCGUCAGCAGAUGGGUGGUCUUCAGAGCCAGCUUCACCAGGUCCAACUGGAACGCAGCACCCUGCAGAGCCGAAUGAAGACCUCCCAGGCUGAAAUUGACUCACUCCAGCAGGUCAGACAGUGGUACCAGCAGCAGCUAGCAAUGGCCCAGGAGGCAAGAGUAAGACUGCAAAGCGAAAUGGCCAACAUGCAGGCUGGACAGAUGACUCAGAUUGGUGUUGUGGAACAUCUGAAGCUGGAGAAUGUGACUCUGUCCCACCAACUCACUGAGACCCAACAUCGCUCCAUCAAAGAGAAAGAGCGUAUUGCUGUUCAGCUGCAGAGCAUUGAGACCGACAUGCUGACCCAGGAAGCUGCCUACAAGCAGAUCCAGGAUGCAAAGACCAUGGUAGAAGAUGAUCUGCAGCACAAACUGGAGGAGUUUGAGGAUGAGCGAGAACGCUUAAUGAAACUGGCCAACACAGCCAGCACCCUGGAAAGGGAACUAGAGCAGAUGAAGUUGACCCUUUCUCAGAAGGAUGUGCAGCUGCAGUCACUCCAGAAAGAGCAUCUGGAGCUGAUGCACCAGCUGACCACCACUCAGGAGAACCUGCACACCAAAGAGCAGUCCAUCAACCAGCUAGAGGCCCGCUACCUGGAGCUGGAGGCCCAGCUGGCCGAGCUGCAGACAGAGAGCAGCGCCAAGGACGACAACAUCCAGUACCUCCAGAAUGAGAAGAUUGUCCUGGAGGUAGCGCUACAGGCAGCCCGGGCCGACAAGAGCCAACUUGAUGAGAGUGCUGAACGGCUUGGAGAGGAUGUUCUGGUAGCUUCAGAUGUCUUGGAUCAGCUGAGACAGGAAGUCCAGGUCAAAGCCAAUCAGAUUCAAACUCUUCAGCAGGAAAAUAGUUCCCUGAAGAAACAAGCUCAGAAACUGAAGGAGCAGUUCCAACAACAAAAGGUGAUGGUUGAAGCCUACCGUCGGGACGCUGGCUCCAAAGACCAGUUGAUCAGUGAGCUCAAGUCCACCAAAAAGCGUCUGUUGGCCGAGGUGGAGGACCUGAAGCAGGAGCUGCUGGGCGUUCAGGGGGAGAAGCAGAAGGCAGAGCUGGAGCAGGCCCGGCUGCAGAAGGAGGUGGUGAGAGUCCAGGAGCAGAUGAGCAACAUGGAGGCCCAUCUGCAAGCCAUUCAGACAGAAAGGGAUCAGCUAGAAACCCAGGUCCAGUCUCUACAGUUUGACCAGAGCCAGCUAGCAGCAGUGACUGAAGAGAACGAAGGGCUGAGAAAACAGGUGGAGCAAAUGGAGGGAGAAGCCAAAAAGGCAAUCACAGAGCAGAAGGUGCGCGUGAAGCGGCUGGGGACAGAUUUGACCAGUGCUCAGAAGGAGAUGAAGGCCAAACACAAGGCCUAUGAGAACGCUGUGGGCAUCCUAAGCAGGAGGCUCCAAGAGACACUGACUGACAAAGAGACAGCUGAGGCAGAGUUGGUCAAACUCAAGGCCCAGGUGUCGGAUGGAGGAAACAGCCAGGCCUUACAGGAGAAGAUUAAGGCUUUGCAGGCUGAGCUGCAGGCUGUCACCAACAGCAAGACUAUGCUAGAGAAGGAGCUGCAUGAAGUGAUCACCCUCACCUCCACAGAGCUGGAGGAGUACCAGGAGAAGGUCAUGGAGCUUGAGGAUGAGCUUCAAGAGUCACGAUGCUUCAAGAAGCGGAUUCGAAAGUUAGAAGAUGCCAACAAGAAGCUAGCACUUGAGCUGGAACAUGAAAAGGGGAAAUUGGCUGGAUUGGCACAGUCCCACAAUACACUGCGGGAGCAUUCCAACAUAUUGGAAUCUGCCUUAGCUAAGAGAGAGGCAGAUCUUGUCCAGCUCAACUUACAGGUUCAAGCAGUUCUGAAGCGUAAAGAGGAGGAGGACCAGCAAAUGAAGCAGGUGGUACAAACUCUACAGCUUGCCUUGGAAAAAGAGAAAACCAAAGUGAACGACCUGAAAGAACAGGUGGCAGCAGCAAAGGCUGAAGCAGCCCACAAUAGACGACACUACAGGGCAGCCAUGCUGGAGCUGUCAGAGAUCAAGAAGGACCUGCAGUCCAAAGAGGACCUGGUCAAAGCUCUGCAGAGUGAAUCCAACAAACUACAGGCUCAGGAUGAGCAGCAUGCUCAGGAGGUUUCCAGGUUCCAAGAGGAGCUGGCUGAGGCCCAUUCACAGCUCCAGAUCCUCCAGAAACAACUGGACGAGGAACUGUCCAAGCAGCCCCUCACUAACCAAGAGGUUGAGGACCUGAAGUGGGAGGUGGAGCAGAGGCAGAUGGAGAUUGAGGCUCAGAAACAGCAGCUGGAGAUGAUGGAGCAGUGUCACCACAGGGAGCUGGACAACCUACAGAGAGCUCUGCAGAACAUCAAGGUGGAGCUGGAGUCGGUGCAGGAGGAGAUGAGCGGCACCAGGAAGGACAAGUUUAUGCUGCAGGCCAAAGUGGGUGAGCUGAGGAACAGCAUGAAGACGGUCUUGCUGCAGAACCAGCAACUCAAACAGGACCUCAAACAGAGCCGUCUAAGGAAACAGCGCAUGGAGCUGAAGAGUGAGGGGAACCCAUCCAACCCAGUGACGCCAGUUAAGAUCCCAGACUGCCCAGUGCCUGCCUCCCUAUUGGAUGAGUUGCUGAAACCAUCAACUUCUGUCAACAAGGAGCCCCUCAACAACCUGCACAACUGUCUACGGCAGCUCAAGGAGGAGAUGGACAGCCUCCAAAGGCAGAUGGAGGAACACACAGUAACAGUACAUGAGUCAAUGAGCUCAUGGACAAACACAGAGGAGGAACUGGCUCAACUGGGGCUUCAAAACAACAUCUCCAAAUCAUCAACGUCGCUAAACAACAUGGUGGUCGAAAAUAACAAUGAAGCAGAACAGCAGCAAUCAUAACAGAAGAACUUUUCUCAGGCCAACAGAGGGAGAGUGGAGUUUUAUCCACAAAGGCACUUUUUAGCCCCUUAUUCCCUUUCUCUUUUCUUAACAAUUGCUGCCAACAUUUGGCAUUCUCCCUUCAGCACAGAAGUGCUUUCGCAGAGUAAUACCGAUAUUACAUGGUAUUAAUGUAUACCAUAGCUUUAUUCUUUCCUCUUUAUUUGACAGUUGUUUAUAUUUUUGUUAUGCUAUUGUCACAUUUAUUUAUUUAGAGUUAAGGAAUUACAACUUAUCUGACAGCCUCUCUAAGAGGAUCCCCUAUCUUCAGUUUUGAUAUCAUAGUUACAAAUAUGGUCUAGUUGUUUAACUGAUCUGUUGGGCCAUUUUCCCCUACUGAGUCAGCACUAAAAGGUAUUUAGUCAUUGUCCUCCUCGUUAUAUGAAAUCAGUGGCUUUGAUGCUGCUUAAUGAUGGUUGACAUUAUUUCAAAAAGUGUUUUUGGUGACAGAAACAAACCACAGGUCUGCACAGUCUGGCUAUGAACUGUUCAUCCAUUUCUUUGUGCCUGUGUACGAGUGAAGUUGCUCAUCUAUGAUUUAAAUGACGUGGUUACACAUCCACAUGGUUUCUAAGCUCCUCCUUCCUUUUCAUGAAGUUAAAAGUCAUGCACAGUUCUGGUCAGUUUUUUUUCUAUCGCCUCUUGUUAAAAUGCAGUGUUUCUUACAUUUGUUAUAACCAUAUCACCUUGGGUUCUUAACCUCUAAAAACGUUAACGUCAGUUAUGUAUGGACGUGUUCUGUCUAACAUGGACUGCAGUAAUUCAUACGCAAAAAAGCCUUAAGCAAUCUUUAAUAUGCUGUAAAGGACUAAGUUGAUUUAAAUGAGCGUAGUUCUGCUUAGGGUGUACGCAAGAUGUAAUGUGUUAUAUUGUACAUGCAAAUCCUUACUGAAGAAUGGUUUAUUGUAAAAUAAGGGGGUCAUAUCAACUGACAUUGCACACUAGAUGAUCAAAGCUUAACUGACUAAGAAAGAAAGUUGUAGGGUGAAGCAGAAAUAUUACUAUUUCUAGCAGCAGGUGCAAUCAGAUAUGUUCAUUUUCUGUUACAUUUGGUACAUACUGUAUUUAUAAGAAAUGAUUACCCCUGAAUUGGAUGUUAUACUUGUUUUAGGGCUGUUUCAUGGGUAAGGGGAUAAGUUAAUUGUUUCCAGAGGUUAAUAUAUAAAUACACUUCCUUUUUUGUAUGGUUGUAAAGUCAUCAUAAUUGUUUAAUAGUGCAAUGAAGAUGAAAUGCAAACUGUAAAUCAAAGCUGCACUAAAAUUUCAGUGUAGAGGGGUCAUUGGAUGGUAAAUUAGCUUUCUGCAAGCAAUUUUGCUGUAGCUGCUGGGUUGGUGCUCAUUCACACACUAUAAAACUGUUUUUGAACCAUUGUAUGCUUAUGAGUUUCCAAAGGGACAAUACAUAUUUUCAGAAUGCUUACUGAGGCAAAUAACAACAAAUAUAUUGAUAUACUCUGUUCUGGAAAAAAAAUUGAACUGUAUCUUCCAAACUACCUUUCACUGUAACGUUAGGUAAUAUGUAUUAACAUUUGCUAGGGCACCUGCGCUGUCUGCAUAAACAUUGCUGUAUCUGCUUUUGUUUCUUCAAAGAUUGGAAUUGAGUCAUUCCUGUUUUAACAUUUAUGUUGGGAGAUGUGAUUGUAUUUAUCAUAAAACUGCACUAUUCAUCGGUCA